This is a messenger RNA of Talaromyces proteolyticus, 1041 nucleotides long. RefSeq names its product putative ketoreductase. The record is from RefSeq and is a predicted model, not a curated record. NCBI's taxonomy places the organism in Eukaryota, Fungi, Ascomycota, Eurotiomycetes, Eurotiales, Trichocomaceae. Gene Ontology annotation, molecular function: ketoreductase activity. The transcript has 2 exons. Gene Ontology annotation, biological process: fatty acid elongation. Bases 1 to 1041 code for a protein of 346 amino acids. Gene Ontology annotation, cellular component: endoplasmic reticulum.
AUGGAGUACUUACAGAAAUACCAGAACAAUCUGUCCAAUUUCCGCGCUGCCGACAUGUCGCAGACGCAGACUGCGAUAGUUUUCGGUUUGGGAGCCAUCGGCAUUGCUUUCAUCCUCUCUCAGACCUUCACUCUUCUCCGGGUGAUCUUCAGUUUGUUCGUGCUUCCGGGCAGAUCGUUGAAAAGCUUCGGCCCCAAAGGCAGCUGGGCAGUCAUCACCGGCGCCUCCGAUGGCCUAGGCAAGGAAUUUGCCUACCAAAUCGCCCGUGCUGGGUUCAACCUCGUCCUUGUCUCACGCACCGAAUCGAAACUCAUCACCCUCGCCGAGGAAAUCACCGCCAAAAACCCCUCCGUACAAACCAAAAUCCUUGCGAUGGACUUUGCACAAAACAGCAAUGCAGACUACGAACGCCUCAAGGCUCUCCUGCUCGGUCUCGAUGUGUCGAUUCUGGUAAACAACGUCGGCAAGAGCCACAGCAUCCCGGUCACCUUCAACGAAACUCCCGAGGAUGAGAUCGCCGACAUCAUCAACAUCAACUGCCACGGCACGCUGCGCAUCACCCAGCUCAUCACACCAGGCAUGAUCGAGCGCAAGCGCGGCUUGAUUCUCACCAUGGGCUCGUUCGGCGGGCUUGUGCCUACGCCUCUGCUGGCGACGUACUCCGGCAGCAAGGCUUUCCUUCAAUACUGGUCGUCUGCGCUUGGCGCCGAACUCGAGCCUUACGGUAUCACCGUGCAGCUCCUCCAGGCCCAUCUCAUCACAUCCGCCAUGUCAAAGAUCCGCAAACCCACCUUCACGGUCCCAACGCCGAAGGUGUGGGUAUCGACUGCUCUCCGCAAGAUUGGUCGAAAUGGCGGUUCUCCGUAUUACUCAUAUACCUCCUCCCCGUAUUUCAGCCACGGCAUCAUGGCGUGGUUUAUCACCUGUGUGAUGGGGGUUUUCAGUAAGCGGGUUGCUAGUAUUAAUAAGGGAAUGCACGAGUCGAUUCGAAAGAGGGCUUUGAGGAAGGCAGAGCGGGAGAAGGGAAAGAAAGCUCUUUGA